Molecule: messenger RNA, 1714 nt
Organism: Ruditapes philippinarum (Manila clam)
Lineage: Eukaryota; Metazoa; Mollusca; Bivalvia; Venerida; Veneridae
Product: beta-hexosaminidase subunit alpha-like
Biological process (GO): glycosaminoglycan metabolic process; ganglioside catabolic process; carbohydrate metabolic process
Cellular component (GO): membrane
Molecular function (GO): beta-N-acetylhexosaminidase activity
Source: RefSeq, a predicted model, not a curated record
GUAAGAUAUUUGUAAACAUGAUGGGUACACGUUUAAGAUGUCACCUGAUAAUAGUGCUGUUGUUUUCCGCGAGUGUGGAUGCUGAAAAUGUUGUUGGUGUCGGAAACAUAAAGAGGUUACAUGUCAAUGUACCAGUCAACAACUUCCAGAAUCAGUUCCUUGACGUACACAAUCAACCUGUAGUUAACCUUAUAAGGAAAUCGGGUGGGUCAACCUUUGACCUGACCGUAGACAGACGAUUUGUUUUCAAACCUCCUAUACGCAAGGCGCCAUUUUCUUCAGUCGGCGAACCUUGGCCAUUACCGCUGUAUUACAGGUAUGAACGAGACGCCGUACUAAAUAUUAACAAGUCAACAUUCAAAAUAGAGGCACUCAACAAAACCUGCGACAUCCUUACCGAAGCAAUACAAAGAUAUAAAAACAUUAUAAAUAAUUACAUCAUAGAAGAGCAAUAUGAUUUUACUUACAAUUUUAAUGAGAAUGCGUUCAAUGUCCAUAAGAAACAAGAGGAAGCUAAAUACAAUCACGUGACAAAGAUGGCCGACCUGGAGAUUUACGUCGCAGAUGAGGAAUGUGGGUAUCCGCAUAUUGAUAUGAAGGAAUCUUAUAAGCUUAUCGUUCGUCCUGGUGUGACGAAACUGACGUCAGAGCAGGUGUGGGGAGCGUUACGUGGACUCGAGACGUUCAGUCAACUUCUCUUCAGGAAAGCCAACACUGAUCAGAUAUAUGCCAGAGUGACAGACAUUGAAGAUACACCUCGGUUUCCUCACAGAGGAAUUCUGAUAGAUACAUCAAGGCAUUUUAUCUAUAAAAAGACCAUAAAAGAUGUUUUGGACGGUAUGGCUUACAACAAAAUGAAUGUUUUACACUGGCAUAUUGUAGAUGACAAUUCAUUCCCGUACCAAAGUGAAGUAUUUCCUAAACUGAGCGAGAAGGGAGCUUACCAUUCCACCCUGGUGUAUACCAUAAAAGAUAUAAAAGAAAUUGUAGAAUAUGCCAGAUACAGAGGUAUCCGAGUUAUUCCGGAAUUUGAUACGCCAGGACAUACGUUUUCCUGGCUGGGAUAUCCGGAAAUCAAGAGUACGUGUUAUGCCGGCAAUCAGCCUAUACAAGGCCCAUUAGGUCCAAUAAACCCCGCUCGAGAUGAGACGUAUACGUUCCUUGCCAAAUUAUUCAGUGAGAUAUAUGACGUGUUUCCUGAUAGUUACGUUCAUUUAGGUGGUGACGAGUUACACACUACGUGCUGGGCGACAAACCCUCAGAUAGUGGCGUAUCUCCAGACAAAUGGUGGUCUCCCUGAGACAGAGGCAAGAAGCAAUGCUGCUAGUUAUAUCAACAAAGCUAUAGGAUACUAUUUCAAGAAACUGAUCUCAACUCUCAAAGCAACAGCAAUAAAGAAAAAACAACAAAAGUCGUUUAUCAUGUGGGAAGAUGUAUUGAAAAAUACGAAAGAUGUGCCAGCUGAUUCUAUAAUGCAAGUUUGGUUAGGAAGACAACCAUUAGUUAAAUCUAUAAACCAGCGUGGGUAUCGAGCCCUGUAUUCCUCCUGUUGGUAUCUCGAUAGUUACCAGAAACAUGCUCUGUGGCCGGAAUAUUAUAACUGUGACCCUUCACCUUAUGCUACAGAGGCUGAGGAGAAGGGAAAAGUUCUAGGAGGAGAGGCGUGUCUGUGGUCAGAAUAUAUCACUACUGAUACACUUAUAUCGUUCAUGUG